Molecule: messenger RNA, 9838 nt
Organism: Hemicordylus capensis (graceful crag lizard)
Lineage: Eukaryota; Metazoa; Chordata; Lepidosauria; Squamata; Cordylidae
Gene: GALNT10
Product: polypeptide N-acetylgalactosaminyltransferase 10
Exons: 12
Coding region: 167-2083 (638 amino acids)
Cellular component (GO): Golgi apparatus
Source: RefSeq, a predicted model, not a curated record
CCCCUCCGGAGCGGAAGUGCCUGACGGACCGAGUUGGCGCUCGGCUGGCUCGCUUGCUGGGGCUGCUGUUGCGACCGCUGCCGCCCGCCGCCGCCGCCUCAGUCCGUGAGGAAAGUUGGGCUCUGGCCCCUUCUUCGCGCGGACGGUGCAGGCGGCGGCGUCUCGGAUGCGGCGGAAGCAGAAGCGGCUGCUGCAGGCGGUGGGGCUGGCGCUCGCCGCCCUCGUCUUUCUCCCCAACGUGGGGCUCUGGUCCCUCUACCGGGAGCGGCAGCUGGACGACGGCGGCGACAGCAGUGGAAGAGAAGGGGGAGGCGGCGGCGCGGGGGGAGCCCGCGGGGUGGCGGCGGCAGCUGCUGCUGCUGUGGUGGCGCCGCCGCCGCCGGGAAGAGCAGCCGCUGGAGCAGCCCGAGGGGAGGCGCAGGGGUCUCAUGCAAGGCAAAAUAACAAUGCUUAUAUUGGCAACGAGCAAAGGAAAAAGGACUGGCAUGACAGAGAAUUUAUAAGAAGAGACUUAGAACGUACAGGAAAUGGAGAGCAGGGGAAACCGUUUCCAAUGACAGACACUGAGCGAGUGGACCAAGCAUACAGAGAAAAUGGCUUUAAUAUUUUUGUGAGCGAAAAAAUUUCUCUCAAUCGCUCCCUACCAGAUAUAAGACACCCAAACUGCAAUAGCAAGCUGUACCUAGAAAAACUCCCCAACACCAGUGUAAUAAUCCCAUUCCACAAUGAAGGAUGGUCAUCUCUUCUCAGAACAGUGCACAGUGUUCUAAAUCGUUCUCCUCCUGAACUGAUAGCUGAAAUUGUGCUGGUGGAUGAUUUCAGUGACAGAGAACACCUGAAAAAGCGCUUGGAGGACUAUGUAGCCCAAUUUCCCAAAGUGAGAAUCCUUCGAACAAAGAAGAGAGAAGGAUUGAUAAGAACCCGAAUGCUGGGGGCUUCGGUAGCAAUAGGAGAUGUUAUAACCUUCUUGGACUCUCACUGUGAGGCCAAUGUGAACUGGUUGCCACCCCUGUUGGACCGCAUUGCUCGAAAUCGCAAGACUAUUGUUUGUCCAAUGAUUGAUGUAAUAGACCAUGACCACUUUGGCUAUGAAACACAAGCUGGAGAUGCAAUGCGAGGAGCAUUUGACUGGGAGAUGUAUUACAAGCGGAUACCAAUUCCUUCUGAAUUACAGAAACCUGACCCUAGUGACCCUUUUGAGUCUCCUGUGAUGGCUGGAGGACUGUUUGCAGUUGAUAGAAAGUGGUUUUGGGAGCUGGGAGGAUAUGAUGCAGGCCUGGAGAUAUGGGGAGGAGAACAAUAUGAAAUAUCAUUUAAGGUAUGGAUGUGUGGAGGUCGAAUGGAAGACAUUCCUUGUUCCCGAGUAGGCCAUAUCUACAGAAAAUAUGUCCCUUACAAGGUUCCAACAGGAGUCAGCCUGGCAAGGAACUUGAAGCGUGUAGCUGAGGUGUGGAUGGAUGAAUAUGCAGAGUACAUUUACCAGAGAAGACCCGAAUAUCGACAUCUCUCUGCAGGAGAUGUGACUGCUCAGAAGGAACUUCGCAGUAAUCUUAACUGCAAAAGCUUCAAGUGGUUUAUGAAUGAAGUUGCCUGGGACUUGCCAAAAUUCUACCCACCAGUGGAGCCUCCAGCAGCUGCCUGGGGAGAGAUUCGUAAUGUUGGGACUGGUCUCUGUGCAGAUACCAAACACGGAGCUCUGGGUUCACCACUAAGAGUUGAAACCUGUGUGAAAGGGAGAGGAGAGGCGGCCUGGAACAAUGUUCAGGUGUUCACAUUCAGUUGGCGAGAGGACAUCCGUCCAGGAGAUCCCCAACACACAAAGAAAUUCUGCUUUGACGCUAUUUCCAACAACAGCCCAGUGACCCUCUACGACUGUCAUGGAAUGAAGGGGAAUCAGCUGUGGAAAUAUAGAAAAGACAAGACCCUUUAUCACCCUGUAAGUGGCAGCUGCAUGGACUGUAGUGAGAACGACCGAAAAAUCUUCAUGAACACAUGCAAUCCUUCAAUUCCAACACAGCAGUGGAUAUUUGAACACACAAACUCAACAGUCUUGGAAAAUUUUAACAAGAACCUUGACCUUUAAAGACUGUCUACAUAUGUAUAUUCUACAGCUAUAGUUUUUACUGGGGAGAUGACAAUUUUUUAAAAAUAAUUUUUUUAAAAUUAAGGUAAAAGGGAGAAUCUCAGGAGAGGGUGUGACUAUCAGGCCAGUCUUUACUUUGAUGAUGCUGCAUCUUUAUAUUUUGGUAGUUGAAUCCCAUGAGCUGGAAGUCUCGGAAUCUGCAUUGCCAUAAUCACACCAUGGCUCUCCAAACUUUAUUAUCUAAGGCAGGAUAGAGUCCUUUUCAUAAUCUUACAGUGCUCAGCUAUUGGGUACAUUCAGACUAGUAUCUCUCCCCGCUUUGGGGUGAUAUGCAGCUCUGUUCUGCAUCACAUUGUCUCAAGGCCAAGGCAUAAGGAUCCAUCCUGCAUCCAAGGGUGAGUGUGAUGGCAAUUUCACAUUCCUGGUCUAGAUGCUUUUAACAGUAAUGCUGCACUGGGUUAUCCCAUACUGCACUGCCCUUUAUUUUGAUGGUAUGAAGUUAUUCCUCUCUCAUUUUGUGGUAUACAGUGGGAAGGAAAGGGGUGUGCAGGCACAGCCUUGGAUUUUCUCUCUAUUAUUGAGCAAGUGGCAGGUCCUCGCACACCUCCUUUCCUCUAACAUUCCAUCUAUCUUCUCUCCCAGCAGCCCCUAAAAAUAUAUAAACAUUAUUCUAAAACUCUGAAAUCUUACCAUGUGAAUAAAAUACAGAAAAGCUAAAAUUCGUGGAGACUUCUAUAAUUUGAAUGGGUGUAUUCCUCAUUCAUACCUUGAAGUUCUGGUAAGCUUUACCCAAACCAGUAAUGCCUGUACAGAAUAGAUCAGGAUAUUUUUUUUUUAAAAGAACCUGUUCAGUAGUUUGAAUAUGUGAUACAUAAUCUCAUGCAGUGACUGGUGUUGCUGAUCACCUUAUGUACAGAACUAAGCAUCUGUACAUGAGCAUCUCUACCACUUAACCAUAUCUAGGUACUACCUCCUAAUCCAUCAAGGAGAAUAUUAGUUUGCCAAUAUUACUGAAUCUUUAACAAAUACAGUUUUCAGAUAAGCAAGAUGUUAAAGGGAAUUGAAGAAUAAAUGUAAAAUACAUCUGUGCAAUAAUUCUGUACACCAAGAACGUUAGCUUAGACCUACUGCAUUUUUUUUAAAGGCAAUUAAAUGGAAUUUAGUUGGUGGCCAAACAGCAUAUAUUUAUUCUCUCCUCCCCAUCGCCCAUCGUAAAAUAUUUUCAGUUGUGGAAAACUGGCUUUUCAGAUUAAUACACCCCACCAUCUGCCUAUUAUGAACUAGAGUGUGUGUGUGAUGUGACAGCCUGCUGCUAGAAUAAUUGUGCAUCAUUCAGUAGAUCUGCAGUAUUGGAAUACAGGGCCAUUUAUAGCAUAAUAUCUCAAGGCAUAUCUCAGUACAAUUAUUAUUUUAGGGUAAGUAACUGUUGGAGAUCAGAAUCUGAAAUGUACCUUAUUAAGAUAGGUGUGAGUUCACUAGAGUUGUUGAUUGGCACUUGUAAAUGCUGGUUGGCUUUGACCCAUGGCAACCAGUAGCAGAUUGCAUAACCACAUCUGUGCUAUAAUUUUUGCAACUAACCCUAGAUAGGCAGAUCAGGUGUUGUGUAAAUUAUAAGACUGUCUAUCGUAUUGUACUGAUAAUCAGGUCCAAGAUUAUACAAGCCCUAUCUAGCAUUUUUCAUCGUAAACAAUUCUGAUUAAAAAUGUUUCCAGUGUCAUUAGACUAUUUGAUACAGUAUUGGAUAGUAUCAGGGCAGGGAGUGGGUGGGCUUGCUGUUUAAUGAAGAUCUGGGUUCUCUGAAAAAAAUUGGCUGCCUUCUAGGUAGUGGAAGCAUUUCAAAUUGCCACUUUUCCUUCCUUGAUCUUGUCCUAUAAUACGCCAGGAAAGGAAGCCAUGUCAUGGUUUAUCCUUUUCCUAGUGUGUUACCUUAGCGUCCCAUGGUGAGAGGCUUGCCAGUAUUUUACCCAGUACUGUGGGGUUAUUUCCAUGUGACUGUUGUGUAUUUGCCAUUGUAUUACCUCAUUAAUCUUGCACUGGGUAUCAAAACAGUUUAUCACAGUGUGCUCAAAAGCUCAGUGUAUGCUCAGAUUUACUUUUUACUUUAUUCUCUUUGAUUAAGGGAAAUGCUGCAUGCACCUUCAGGGAUUUCCCAUUGACUACUCAGUCAAUGCCUGCACUUAGAAGAAAAUGGGAAAUCUUCUGGAUGUGAAGCCUGCUUCAUGCAUUUAGGGGCUUCAGUACUCUUGGUCUUUCAAAAUUCUAUUUUUUAUUUUUUUUAUUUUUUUUGCAAUUUAGUUCAUAAUCUAACUGGAAUUUUUCACUUCCCUGUUUUGUAAACUUGCUGAUAACCUGGCUGCAUUAUCCCUGGUCUUUUUAAAAGAUAAAUAAGCACUGAAGAACUUAGAAGCCUGUAUGUCUUCGGCUAUUGCUAUUUGCAAUGACUGAUGGCCAAGUAACAGAAAUAUGUAUUAUUCACACUUCAUAUUCCCCCAUUUAGCAAUGGAAUUGCAAAUCCUUCUAGUUACUUAGUAGAAUCUCUUAUUGUUUCCAAAGACUGGAUUCCAUUAGCAUUUUCUUAAAUUUCUUUUUCUUCCUCAUGGAAGAAAGUCAAUCAUAAAUAUCAAUGAAAAAGAAUGCCUUGAAAUGUGGAAUCCACAUAGAUUUUUCAGGAAAUGCCCAUAAGCAGAAAUCUAAUCUUUUACUGAAAGGUGUUCCCUGCAAAAAUGGGGGAAUUUUGGAUUGGAAUGGGCAAAUUGUUUUAAGUGGCCCUUCUAGUACUUACUGGUGGCAAAUCAUUUCUGCCUUCAUGGUUAUAUAUCCCUCUGCUCUGAUUUAAGUGUCCUCUUCAAGAAUGUCAGUUAAUGAAGCAAAGACAGUCUCCAUUGCACUGUUAUCUCCCCUCUCAUCUUUGUCAAUCUAGCCUUGCCAUCUGGGCAAGGCUUAGAUUAAAUCAUUCUCUGGUUUUGUAACAACUUACACAAAUUGUCCUUCUUCAGGUUUCUGUUUGGGCUUCAAGUUGGCAGGACUAUCUCCAUUGAUGGUGACAGUUGCAAUGUGUGUGGUACAGUUCGUCAACCCAGGGUCCAAGCAUAAAGCUGGAGGCUACUCUUUUUUCUGUUAUACAUAUGACACCCUUUCUUUUUAAAGUAUUGGGCCAUAAAACAAACUACGUUAAACAUCUUUAGAAUCCCCUCUGAUCCUACAGCCAAAAUAUUAAAGAAAGCAAUGUUUCAGUUAUGUGAAGAAAGAGACAAGCUCUUUUGGCAGCGUUAAGAGAUUCUUCUCUGCAGUCUCCUUGGUAGCAUAAGAAUGUCUACACUUGUUGUGUGGCCUAAAAUUUCAAGUAGUUCUCUCUAUUUGAAGUCUAAGUUAAUAACAAGAUUUUUCCAAACUACUUUCAAGAUUCAAUUGUUCAGCUUCCCCAACAAGUCGUCUUGCUGCAGAUUAUUCUCACCACCGCCGCCGCCUUUUUUCAAUGCUCUGUUAAGUUGCAGAAAGAUCAAAUAGGACCCAAAAUUCAGUGUAAUUGUACAGAAUCUAGAGUUGCAGUAAUUAAUCACUUUACACUACUGGGUUGAUUGCCGCAAACAUGUCAAACUAUUUGAGCCAAGAAUACUUUUAGUGACAUGGCUUUACAUGAAAUGGAUGUUUUAUAAACAUAAUUGUAGUAAAUACUUCCCAAAGUACCAUUUUGCCUUAAGGUCUAGUGUUUUUUUCACCCCAGGGUACUAAUUGAUUGAUAUUCAGAAUUUAGAUCAUGCUUUAGUUUUCAUUCUCUACACUUCAUAGAUAAUAGUAAUCUUUACAACCCUGAAAGGUAGAGUCAGUGUUAGUUCCAUAUUGGAAUUGAGAUGAAAGAUAGUGGCUUGCCUAAGGCCACCUAGAAAAUUCUUGACCAAGGCAGGAUUCUGGCUGGGUAAGUACUUCCCAGCUUACACUCUUAGCCACUACAUGGGUGCUUCUCUGUAGGGUGGCAGUUUUGUCAGCCAUCUACAGGAACCAUAGAGGCCAAAAAUUAAAACUUAAAAGCUUCCUUUCUGCAACAAUUUAAACAAUGGCUUUAUCACAAAGAUUUUUAAUUUCUUUGCAGUCAGACUGAGUAGCAUUCCUUGAUCUCUUCACGGUAAUUAUUCAUUCAAUACCCCUAGAGGACCUGGCUGACUAGUAGAAAAUAUAGUCACGGUGGGCCACCUGCUGGUUGAGAAAUGAAGCUGCCUUUCACCACGUUUAUCUGUAAUUUGGUCUUUGCUUAAUUAUUCCACUUUAUUUAUAAACAUAAUAUCUAAAGCACUGAGUCUGUAAACAAACCAUAUUUGCAUGUACACCAGUGUUUCUGCUGAAAAAUGCCAUCAGUUAACCUAAUUGAAAAUAAAUGUUUUGCCCCUAGUUUAAGAUGUGUAACUAAGAGAUGCCUAGCAACACUCCAGUUUCUUAGCCUCUCAUUAUUGUUGCAAGCAGUUUCCUUGUGCUAAAAAGCUCUUAACCUAGGCUGAUACUGGGAUUUUGUGCAGACUCCAAUAUUAAUUUGCACAUCAGUUGUCGGGUUGUUUUUCCAGCUUUUAAUCAGGCCCAUUUCACAUGUUUGAUCUUUGGCACGAUUGCUUCCUGAAAUGCAACUGUUAAAUACAGUUCCACAGGGCAAGCAACUUGCAUGAAGUAGCUCUCCACAGAAUUGCAAUGAUUCAACCAUGUCAUCUCAACUCAUUUUUCAAAUGUGGUGCCACGGAGUGGUUGAAAUGUAUGUACUGAAAUCUGUCUGUUGCUAGCAAUUAUAUCUGAAAUCGUGGUAGUGCAAGGAAUUUUUCUGUCUACUUUAGAAAACUCAUGCAUGCAACCAUACCCUCUGUGGUAUCGUGGAGGAUAAUCAGUAUCAUUAAAACCAAAUUAAACAGCAUCAUUAAAAUAAAGAAGUGCCUUUUAAAAUGCAAAUGUACAGCAAAUGCCUAAACUUGAACAAUUUCCUAGUGCCUUGCUGGACAAGAGUGGGGAGGGGGGAGAGAUGUAUGUUCAAUGCAGUGUGCAAUUAGUGGUGUCUUUUGUGUGGUGGGAUUUUUGUGUUUAAAUGUCCAAUUUCAGGUUCACAUUGUAGGAUGGGAAAGAUACUGAUCCUGAUUUAGAAGACCAGGAAAUUCCUGGGUUCCUGUAUCUCACUAUAUUGCUCAGAACAAAAACUGGAGGAAGGAAAUAAAAAGCAAUCAUCCUUGCAUACAAAAUGAGGGUUACAGUAAUCCUGAGAAGGAACUUCCUGAAUGGCUGCUGAUCACAGAUGGUUGUGCAUCAACAAACAAGGAUCACCAUUCAGUGUUGUGCGCUGGCAUAGAUACUGACAUAUCAAAAUAAAGUUAAUAGAGUACCUCCCAUAAAGUUUGAGCCAGACAUAUUUGCCAGUCGCUAGUCUGUCCUCAUAGAGAAACACAAAGUUUCUGCCCUCAAACCUGCUUGAACGUCUUUUCACAGUGGUAUCUUUGUUUCAUUCAGCUCAGCAAACUGCUGCUAAAAGCUCUGUUUCAUUCAGCUCAGCAAACUGCUGCUAAAAGCUCUGGAACCUGAAAGCAUCAGUAUCAUACUGUAUGUGUGAAGUGUUAAAAGGUAGCUGUUUGGUAGCAGCAGUGCAAUGGAAUAGCUUGCUCCUAUAGGCCAUGGUGUUGUGGCAGAUCAUUACAACGAUCAAUAGGCUGCACAAGACAUGUUUUCACCAGGAAAGUGAUUUCACUGAUUUGAAUGACACUUUUGUUUUGAUAUCCUGCAUUGUUAUGAAGCUGUGACAUAGGGAUCUCAGAGCUGAAAAUAGCAGACUGCAUGCAGUAGCUUGCUUUAUGGCUGAUGGGACCAAUCGCCAAGUGCUGACAUGGAUUAUAGCACCUCUGGCUUCAGAAAGUCUCAAGCAGUGUAAAGAGUCGGUGGUUAUCCCCUCAGUAUUAAAUCAUUUAAUUCAAAGAUCACUGUUGAAAAAUCCACACAUUUGUCUUUGCUUACACAUUGCACAACUUGAUCUUAUGCCUAUUUAGUUAGAAAUCUCAUUGAUUUCAGUUGGCCGUAUUCCCUAGUAAGGGUGCAUAAAAUCGCAACCUUAGUUACUCAAAGCCUAGCUAUGACUCCCAUGCAUCUGGUUUACAAUUUCUCUGAAUAGAUCUAUAGCACACCAGUACUGAUGAGUGCUUCAAAUCUCAGCAAGGAGUUUCAGCGAAAUCUGGCAAAUAGAAUAGUAAAACGCCCAAAGUAAAUGGUAAAACACCCAAUCUACCGAACACUCUCAAAUGUUCAGCAAACUUCAUAACCAACAAGACUUCACUUUUGAUUUUUAAGUUAACAGUGCAUCAUGCUAACAGGCCAGCUUAACAAAGCACUGUUUCUCAUAGGCAAUCAUUCUAGGUAAUGGUACAAGGAGGAUAAAAUACAAUUUCUUUCUAUGAUGGAUCAAUUAAUUAGCUUUCCAUUUUUGCUACUGCCACCUGCUGCUUUGCUCAAUGCACUUCUCUGAUGCCUCACUUUUACAGUUUUGCCAUCUUCAUAUGUUCCUUUUCUUUGUAAAUUGGCUUGCAAUUGGCUAUGAAGAAUUCUGCAAGGUUCCUUAACAUGUCUUAAAUACUGUGGUAUUUUCAUACAAUUUUAUUUCUUUGAGGAAGUUUGGUGUGAGUUAGAUGUUUAUGUGCAGCCAAGAAGAUACCAUCAGCAUAUGGGUGCCUCUUUUUCCUUGUUUCUGAAUUUGCACCUAUUUUGUGGGUAACUUAAUUAGAUGAAAUGGUAACCAAAUGACACAGACCCAUCUGUGUAAAAGUGGAUCUGUCUCAAUCAUGGACAAAGGAUCUGAUCUUCAGAGCAAAAGGAGAAUGACUUGUCUCCUUGCAAACCAAUCUGUAGAUGCUUUCCUCUCAGCUGGAAUACAUUAGGGAACAGGCUUCAGGGAGAUACACCACAGGCAGUGUGAGGGUUCAAGCUCUUCACACUGGCACACCCAUUUGCUCUUAAAAUCACAAGCACCCUGCUUUGUGACUGGAUUAAAUCAUUUUAAAGAGACUCAUCUGCCAUUAUCAUUGUUACAAUUUCUAGGUGUCACUCACUAACCAUUCUUUUGGUCAUAUGUCAGCUUCAGGAUUACAUAUGGAACAAUAUAACUGACAAUGUAAAAGUGGUAUAAAUUGUAAUGACAAUCUAGAUCACUCUUGUCUAAUUUGUGACCCAUUGAUAAUGGACUGUUAGAACCACAUUCUGUUCUGGCUCCUAGUACUACUGUUAUCAUUCAGGUCUCCAGGGAUUCCAACAGGUGAGGGGUUUUAAUCUGAAUCAGUUAAAGCUAUGCCAGCCCAUUACAAUGUCGCUACUCGGUAAGAGUUUUUAAUCCCAAAUUGUAAACAAAAUUGUAAACUAGGUCCAUGGCAUUACAUUGUAUCUAAUCGAGCUAAUAGAACUAAAACACUAGUCCUUCCAGCAAUAGUAUCAAGUGGCCCAAUAUGUUUGAGGGAAGAAGGAAAAGAGAGGCAGCCUUCAAAGACUUAAGUUGUUUCACAUCUUGUAAUGCAUGCUUAACAAUUUCUUUGAAAUUGGAUGUUGCCGAAUAAACCAGUGAAUUUAUUUUGUGCAUCUUGGGACAAGAUCCUAGUGUGGUGGUGGGGAGGUAAAGGAUGUCUAGCACUUUAAUGUAGUAGCUUUGAUAAAUUGAAAAUCAUUUGAGUGUAAGAUGUAGUGUUUCUAAGAACUGAAUGGACUUUCUUUUAUAAUAUAUUUAAAAUAAAUUUUUAUUGUGUCUUUUCUGAA